This is a messenger RNA of Desarmillaria tabescens, 2012 nucleotides long. RefSeq lists its product as uncharacterized. The record is from RefSeq and is a predicted model, not a curated record. The transcript has 4 exons. Gene Ontology annotation, cellular component: nucleus. Gene Ontology annotation, biological process: regulation of transcription by RNA polymerase II. Lineage: Eukaryota; Fungi; Basidiomycota; Agaricomycetes; Agaricales; Physalacriaceae. Bases 479 to 1720 code for a protein of 413 amino acids. Gene Ontology annotation, molecular function: DNA-binding transcription factor activity, RNA polymerase II-specific; sequence-specific double-stranded DNA binding.
UGACGUGUGAGUGGUCCUUUUUUUGCCCCCUUCUUCCCACCCUUCUGUUGGUUGCUAUCACAGGACUGCGCGCAACCGUCGGAGCACUCGGGGAAGAACCCUUUUUCAUAAAUUUAACCUUACGGGACCAUACUCGCCAACAAAGCGUAUACUUCCCACAUCGAGGUACAACAAUAAAUGUUACCGAUCGCAACUCAAUCCGAGAUUGGGUUAUGACGUGAAGGGCCAAGGGACAGGGUGGCGAUAAAAUUCGGCUCUAGGUCCCGCGGGUGCUGUUACCAUUAAUGUAAUUUCGUCGUUGAUCUGAACGCUUACCCUGGCUUUCUCUUUUUUUUCCAUUCUCCCUUCCCCGAUGACUAGGAUGUGUUGAGGAGGGUAUACAAAUCCUUACCUUUUUUUUAAUUCGUCGGCGGUUUUCUCUUUUCUGCUUUUUCUCUUUCUUGGUCAAUAGUUUUUAUUCCCUUUUUUUGUGUCCUGGAUGUCGAGGGAGGAACGAUCGCCUCCGCCGACAGACAACACUACUCGACAAACUACCGCAACUUCGUCACGAACACACGACCCCUCUUCUUCUUCACGUCGACGCGCGCCUUCUCCACAGCCUGAGGCGAGCACGAGCACCGGUAUCACGCGAACUCGCCGCCGAGAACCAGAUCCCGAACCAGAACCAGAGACGGAGGAACGAAUGUCGAAACGCCUUCGCCGGCGCUCGGUGGGGAGCUCCUCAGAGGGUGAUACGGAGAAAAACCCUACGCCUCCGCCCCCGACACAGAAGAAGAAGCGCACGCGCACUCUUACGACGCCUCACCAGUCAGCAGUUUUGCAUGCUCUCUUGGCCCAGUCACGAUUCCCUACGACAGCGAUGAGGGAGGAAGUGGGAAGGUCCAUUGGACUGAGUGCGAGGAAGGUUCAAAUAUGGUUUCAAAACCAACGCCAAAAAGCUCGGCGCCCACGCAGCCAAAGCGACAUUCAAUUGACGCGUCCGCCUCAAUACGGGCCGUUCCCUUCUACCUCUCAUCCUCUCCCGCCUUCUUUCCCGCCUCACUAUGGCUAUCCUCCUGCUCCUGCCCCGCCUCCCCCGUACUUUGAACCUUCUUCGACGUCGCUCCUUGGACCAGGCAUGCCCGGGAGGUCCUUCCAGCCGCAACAACCGCAACAGAGCCCAUUCCGAUACUCCCGUCACCAAGAGCCUUACCCUCCUUCUCCCCCUCCCCCGUCCCUCUCUCGUCGUAUCGACUACUCACGGACUUUGCCUCCAUUAUCGUUCCCAAGCGGCUCUAGCCCCCGCCCAUCAUCGGCAUCAUAUCGCGGUGCCAGUCCGUUCUCCAGGAGCCCGGGUCCUUACCGUGGUGCUAGCCCGGGGCAGUUUCGUGGUGGUGGUAGUCCGGCGCCACUUCCACCGCGCUCGUAUCACCGCUCCCCAUCCCCCGAACGGAUCCUCCCUCCACCUGUGCAAUGGGGUCCGGGGGAACGCGAAGCGGGACCACCCAGGUUUGGCGGGACGUGGGCACGACCGAGUUCAGGGAGCGGAACGGUUCUAUCUCCUGUUCACGCAAGGCGGUACUCUUAUUCGUUGGAUGAACCUCCUACUACUGCUCCUGCUCCCGCCGCCGCGUCUACGUCUACGUCUACAGCUCCGAGGCGCUCGGGACGGUACGACCCCGUCCGUGGUACCAUCGUCCCCUCCGAGCCAACCCCACCUCCAGAAGAAGAUCAGUCAUGAUUGAAAAUGAAUACGUAUCCUACCCAUUUUUGGCUUUUCACGAACUAUCGUCACGUCCUCGCUAAAACGUCUUUGCUAUCCUCGGCUACUACCUACUACUACUACUAUCGUUCCCUUUCCUCGUUUUCUGUACCACGUACUCACUCAUUUGCAGAUAAUAUCAUAUCAUUAUAAUACCCUUUCGCUACUAUCAUCAGUAAUUUAUGUCGUAUUCGGACUACAUACCUAUUGAUCAUCCUGUAGUCCUAUGGCCACUACAAUACCAUUAUAUUAUGUCGCCCGUCCACGUCAG